AUGAAAGGAAACGGAAUUGUAGCGAAUGGAACGUCAACGACACCUCAUUCCUCGGUGCCUAUUCUUCCAACGGAAAUAACCCCAGUUAACAAAUGUGAGAGGAUGACGGGUGGCUGUUCUUUCAACGAAUAAAACCGCAGAAAAGAAAUGUGAAAGGAUAAAAAAUACCUCUGUGUGAAGAUGUUGGCUACAACUUCACUUACAUGCUAAACAUGACGUAAAAAAAGAAGCAGUGCGUCAAGCUUAUCAAUUCCUUCCGCUCAUCAGCAACCAGUGCUCCCCAGUCCUGAGGCUCUUUCUCUGCUCCAUUUGUGCUCCCACCUGUCAACCAAAUGUCACAGACCAAAUUUCUCCUUGUCACUCCCUUUUUACUCAAGGGAAAAGGGGCUGUGCCCCUAUUAUGUGCCAGUAUGGCUUUCGAUGGCCCAAAACGAUGAGAUGCAGACAUUUUCCCAAAGCUAACCCCAACAUACUACGCAUAGAUCGGAACGCAAUGUUACGUAAUAGUGCAUCGAUAAUAACUCUGCAGCAAAAAAUUUCCAAACGCACCAACCUCGCGGGAAAAUUGUGA
This is a messenger RNA of Pocillopora meandrina, 571 nucleotides long. NCBI's taxonomy places the organism in Eukaryota, Metazoa, Cnidaria, Anthozoa, Scleractinia, Pocilloporidae. The record is from the annotation of a GenBank genome assembly.